UGAGUAGUAUUUUGUUCUCCAGAUUCACACGCAACUUGAAAAAGUAGCACCUUUACGACAUCUCAACUGAAACAUCAUAGGAAGAACAAGACACUCUUCACUUUUUCAUUUCAUACCCAAAAAAUUAAUAACCAUUAACCAACCAAAAAACACUCAAUUACUCUUGUUAAGUCCUAAAACACACUCUAUUAUUCUCUUUUUCAUUUCUCAGUUUCGUUUCCAAAAUAACAUUCCUUCUGGAUAGAGAAUCUAUAAGCUUUUUGCUCAUAGCCUCACAAGCACCUUGCUUUCUCUUUUUCCCAUUGUUAGUGGUUUUUAUUGAUUUCUGGGUCAGUGUGGUUUUUUCCUGUUCCACGAGUUUGGUCAAGUUUCCAGUGAAUUUGUUAGGUGUGAUCCAUGUAGCCGAUCUCACCUAGUGGGAUAAGGCUUUGUUGUUGUUGUUGUGGUGGUGGUUUUGUGAUUAUUGGGCUGCCAUGGAUCUGGUUGGAUCUUCUGGUUUGAGUCCUACAGGGUUCAAGUGAAGGUCAAAGUUUCGUUUUUUAUGGUGUGAGUGAUUCAGCUGCUGAAUGAGUUUGAAAUGGUGGGUCAGUUUUAGCUGAAAAAAGGGGUGUGAGGAUAGAAAAUGAAGCGCAAGGUGGUUCAGCACAUGUGGAAGAAGAAGCUUUUUGCUUUGAUCUUGGUGGUGUUUUGUUUAGGAAGCUUGUUGUUUAUGCAGACACGUUACCAUCAUGUUGCGGGGUUGGUUUCAUUGCAACACCGUUUUGUUUCUGAGCCCGAGGUUCAAGGGCCCAAGGUUGCGUUUCUCUUCAUUGCACGGAACAGGCUCCCUUUGGAAAUGGUUUGGGAUGCUUUCUUUAGGGGAGGCGAUCGCAAAUUCUCAAUUUUUGUACACUGCAGGCCUGGGUUUCUUCUCAACAAGGCAACGACUAGAUCACCAUAUUUUUUGAAUCGUCAAGUUAAUGAUAGCGUACAGGUUGAAUGGGGAGAAUCAAGCAUGAUAGAGGCUGAACGUGUUUUACUUAGACAUGCACUUAGUGAUCCUUUAAAUGACCGCUUUGUUUUUCUCUCAGAUAGCUGUAUACCUUUAUACAACUUCAGCUAUACAUAUGACUACAUCAUGUCAACAUCAACAAGUUUUGUCGACAGCUUUGCUGACACGAAAGAAGGCCGUUACAAUCCAAAAAUGGAUCCUGUUAUUCCUGUCUAUAAUUGGAGGAAAGGAUCUCAGUGGGCUGUUCUGACCAGAAAGCAUGCCAAGGUUGUAGUGGAGGAUGAAACUGUCUUUCCAAUGUUUCAAAGAUACUGCAAGAAAAAGCCACUACCAGAAUUUUGGAGGGCUCAUUACAUUCCUGCUGACACAUCUAAGGUGCAUAACUGUAUACCAGAUGAACACUAUGUCCAGACAUUACUGGCUCAAAAGGGCCUUGAAGAAGAAAUCACACGAAGAUCGUUGACACAUACUUCCUGGGAUAUUUCCAACUCCAGGGAACAUGAGCGCCGGGGAUGGCAUCCAGUGACUUACAAGUACUCAGAUGCUACACCUAUGCUUCUAAAAUUUGUCAAGGAAAUAGAUAAUAUUUAUUAUGAAACGGAAUACCGAAGAGAAUGGUGCAGCAGCAAGGGUAAACCAUCGACUUGCUUCCUUUUUGCCAGAAAAUUUACUCGGACUGCUGCUUUAAGGCUUCUUAAUAUGUCUGUUCUGGGAGUGUUCAAUUAAGAGAACAAAAGGCUCUUUGUCAGAGAGACUGAUACAAGGAAAAAAAAAUACACUUAGCAAAACAAAUAAGAGGAAGAAAAGGAAUAAAGUAAAAGCAGUUGAAGAGUAUCGGCACCAUGCUGAUAUGUACAAUGAGUUGUAUAUUUACAAAUUUAAGAGUGCAAUUUGUCCAUUUUUUUUGGAGUCUCCAAGGGGCCUGGAAACAUAUGAGAACUCUUGAAUUGAAAUGAAAAAAUAGAUGUAAGUCUAGCUACUUUGGAAAUGGUAAGAUCUUUCGCCCAAGGAUGUACAAAAGAUGUCCUAAUUUUUUUUUCAGAAUAAUAUUGAGAAGUAGGGACACUUCUAAAUAGUGGUCACGUCAUGUCGUGUUGUAAUUGUGUCAAGUAAAAGUACAUGUCAGAUAUUGUAUGGACACCUCAAUUUUUUUAAAUUGUAUUUUAUAUUUUUUGUACUUUUA
Glycine soja is the source of this 2174-nucleotide messenger RNA. RefSeq names its product glycosyltransferase BC10-like. The transcript is spliced from 11 exons. The record is from RefSeq and is a predicted model, not a curated record. Bases 623 to 1717 code for a protein of 364 amino acids. NCBI's taxonomy places the organism in Eukaryota, Viridiplantae, Streptophyta, Magnoliopsida, Fabales, Fabaceae. Gene Ontology annotation, cellular component: membrane. Gene Ontology annotation, molecular function: glycosyltransferase activity.